AUGCUAUAUUCUGGGGGCACGUUACGUACACGGUGUUUCCGGAGCUUCUCCACCUCGUCAUUCCAAGCCGUCUUAUCCCUCAAUAACGUAUCUGUCACCGCGUACUGGUGCAUGUGCAUGCGCCAGUUUCGGGGGAGUAUAGAUGAGCCGUCUUGUGCAAGCAAAGCGUGGCUCUUGUUUCUAAUCCGACUGCAAGCGCAUUGA
Messenger RNA from Chondrus crispus (carragheen), 204 nucleotides. RefSeq lists its product as hypothetical. The transcript has a single exon. The coding region runs from base 1 to 204 and encodes 67 amino acids. NCBI's taxonomy places the organism in Eukaryota, Rhodophyta, Florideophyceae, Gigartinales, Gigartinaceae. The record is from RefSeq and is a predicted model, not a curated record.